AUGCUUAAGAAUUCAACUUGGAAACUUGAAGAAACCAACUUGGCCAAUUUUGGUUCUGAACUUGAAAGGCAGCAUCGAAAAGAAGAAGGGGCGCUUGAAACAGCUUGGAACUAUGAAGGUUCACCUAUUGGACAUGAAACUGGUUUAUGGGUUUGGCGUGUACAAAAUUUUAAUUUAGUGGCUGUACCUUCAAGUCAAUAUGGAAAGUUUUAUCAAGGAGAUAGUUAUAUUAUCCUAAAGUCUUUUAAAAAAGAAAAUAGAGAAAGCUUGACUCAUCAUAUUCAUUUCUGGCUUGGUUUAGAAACUAGUCAAGAUGAAGCUGGCACUGCUGCUUAUAAGACAGUUGAAUUAGAUGAUUAUUUGGAUACUAUAGCUACUCAGUAUCGUGAAGUACAAUAUCGUGAAUCAAGAUUAUUCUCUAGUUAUUUUAAAUCUAUUAUCUAUUUACAAGGUGGGUUCGCUAGUGGCUUUCAUCAUGUAGAAGAAGAAGAAGAGUUUCCAACACGACUUUUACGAGUUCAUCGACCCAAACAUUUAGAAGGAACACGCACUCGUAAUGCAGUCGUCAUCUCAGAGGUUCUUCUUAGUUAUCAAAGUCUACGAUCCACUGCUGUCUUUAUCUUAGAUACUGGAGAUCUUAUCUAUCAAUGGCAAGGUGAAGCAUGUCAAGGUAUUGAAAAAGCAAAAGCGGCUGAAUUUAUUUCUCAAUUGAUUUCAGAAAGACACGGUAAAGGAGACAUGAUUAUUGUUGAACAAAAUACAAGUGGUGAACAUGAUUUCUUUGAUGCACUUGGAUCUAAUGGACCUAUUGUUGAAAAAGAUGAGAAUGAAGAAGAAGAAGAAGAAGAACAAGUUCAAAUCAAGAAAUUAUUGAGACUUAGUAGUUCUGGACCUUUUGGCAUGGGACAUUUGAAAUUUGAAAUGGUAGCUGAAGAGAGUAGGAUUACAAAGGAUAUGUUUGAUACACAUGAUGUAUUUAUAUUUGAUGUUGGACAUCAAGUUUAUGUUUGGAUUGGACAUAAAGCAAGCCGUAAAGAACGUAAACAUGGACUUGAAUAUGCUCAAAACUAUAUUACAGAAUCAAAUCGAUCUUCUUUUACACCUAUUUGUCAAGUGAUAGAAGGUGGAGAAGAUGAAUUGUUUGAAUCCAAUGUAGAAGGUUGGCAAGGAUGGUAA
Molecule: messenger RNA, 1176 nt
Organism: Cokeromyces recurvatus
Lineage: Eukaryota; Fungi; Mucoromycota; Mucoromycetes; Mucorales; Mucoraceae
Exons: 7
Coding region: 1-1176 (391 amino acids)
Molecular function (GO): actin filament binding
Source: RefSeq, a predicted model, not a curated record